CCUUCAAAAUCCAACCAAGGCCACGUGGCACGUGACAUCCGACUCAAUCGGAAUCCCGAAGCUGGUGGCAGGCGUGGGGCAAUCAACUGCAAACUGCUGAGGUUCAACGAGGCUCAGCGCCUAAUUAGCUACGCGCAUCGUUGCUCAACCAUGCUCACUUAUCCUUAACCUCAUCCGCUGCAGCUUAUACUCCUCUCCUCACUCCUUCCAACGAUCACAUCCACCCCCGCACUUUGUUUGAUCCGUAGUCUCCGCACAUCUUCGAUCGUCGACGCCUUAUCUACACUUGUGACUACGAUUCAUUACACACCAGAAUACUCAGUCAGGCUUGGGGUCAAUACGGUCACAAUGAGUCUAUGUCUCAACCGCCUCACCGAGGAGAGGAAGCAAUGGCGCAAAGACCAUCCAUUUGGCUUCUAUGCUAAGCCCCAUCGCAAUGCUCAAGGCGUUUUGGACAUGAAGAAAUGGGAAUGUGGGAUUCCAGGGAAGGCAGCUACGUUGUGGGAGGGUGGCCUCUUCAAACUAGACCUAAUUUUCCCUGAUGAAUAUCCUACCAAACCUCCAAAAUGUAAAUUUGUCCCGCCGCUCUUCCACCCGAAUGUCUACCCUUCUGGCACCGUCUGCCUGUCGAUCCUCAACGAGGAAGAAGCCUGGAAACCUGCUAUUACCAUAAAACAAAUUCUGCUUGGCGUUCAAGAUCUCCUCAACGACCCUAACCCUGAAUCACCCGCCCAGGCGGAGGCCUAUAAUCUUUUCAAGAAGGAUCGCGCGGCUUAUGAAAAAAAAGUAAAGCAAGUCGUGAGGGAAAAUCCGGCGCCAUAGCUGCUUUUAAGAUACCGGUGUGCAGUUUGAUCCUGUCACAUCUUCCUUUUUUUUCUGUCUAUCGGGAGUUUCUCAUACGGCCAUGGAGUUCGAGCGGGGGGUUGUCUCUUUCUUCCAUACCAUUUUCAUUGCUUUUGGUGGAUACAAUCGAGUC
Molecule: messenger RNA, 976 nt
Organism: Talaromyces proteolyticus
Lineage: Eukaryota; Fungi; Ascomycota; Eurotiomycetes; Eurotiales; Trichocomaceae
Product: putative SUMO conjugating enzyme
Exons: 4
Coding region: 349-822 (157 amino acids)
Biological process (GO): protein sumoylation
Cellular component (GO): nucleus
Molecular function (GO): SUMO conjugating enzyme activity
Source: RefSeq, a predicted model, not a curated record